CUCACCCUCAUCAUCUUCACCCAACCCAUACAUUAAUCUCAUUAACUAUUAUUCCUCUCAAUCUCAACAUCUAGCAAGAAUCAAUUAACCCAAACCAUGGCAUCCAUGAUAAUCUCCCAUCUCCUACACUCCACCAUUUUCAUCCUCCUCUCUUUCACCCAUCAUCACCAAGCACAUGCCCAACCCAAUGACAAUGCACCCUCACCAACGCCAUGGCCAAUAGACAUCACCGCGAUUCUCGAAAAGGCAGGAAGGUUCAGCAUUUUCAUCAAGUUCAUGGACAGAACCGGCCGGAUAGCCACCCAGAUCAACACCCAGGUCAUCACCUCCGCCCAGGGUGUCACGGUGCUGGCCCCCACCGACGCCGCCUUCGGGGCACUCCCUAGCGGGGCCCUCAACCGCCUCUCCGUCCAGCAAAAGGUUCAACUCAUCCAGUACCAUGUCCUCCCAAAGUUCUACUCCCUCGACGACCUGGAAACCGCCACCAACCCCGUCGGGACUCAGGCUAGUGGGUCCGACGGGGGCAACUUCUGGCUCAACUUCACCGGCGGGAUGAGCAACCAGGUGAACGUCAGCUCUGGGGUGGUGGAAACCCAGGUGUCUAACGCCUUGAGACAAAAGUUCCCUCUGGCCGUCUACCAGGUGGACAAGGUCUUGCUACCUGUGGAAUUCACAAGGGCCCCUUCUGCAGCGGCGGGGCGAAAGAAAGGGAGCGGCCGUGGGGCCAACAGAACCGUUGCGGCCGCUCCCAAGGAGCCCAUUACCGCCAAUAGUAAUGAACCGUCUCCCGCCGAUAAUCACGGCGGCGCUGCAAGGAUUAGCGUUGGUUUGGCUUCUGGAGUGGUCUUCUACUCUUGCAUGUCACUGCUUUGAUUAAUUACAUUUCUUGAAGAAUUUAUUUGACAACUUAAUUAAUAUAAUAAGCUAAGAAAACGUUAAUGUUGCC
Molecule: messenger RNA, 946 nt
Organism: Cuscuta campestris
Lineage: Eukaryota; Viridiplantae; Streptophyta; Magnoliopsida; Solanales; Convolvulaceae
Source: the annotation of a GenBank genome assembly